Protopterus annectens (West African lungfish) is the source of this 1642-nucleotide messenger RNA. Its product is annotated as von Willebrand factor A domain-containing protein 5A-like. The transcript has 12 exons. Bases 119 to 1642 code for a protein of 507 amino acids. NCBI's taxonomy places the organism in Eukaryota, Metazoa, Chordata, Ceratodontiformes, Protopteridae. The record is from RefSeq and is a predicted model, not a curated record.
GAUGCAAGAAGGGGCAGGACUGCAGAUGGGAGUCUGACUAAAUGGAGGAAGUUCUACAACUGAUUGCCGUUUACUUCUGAUAAGAAACUGCAAACAAGCAUCAACCCUUUGAAAAGAUAUGGCAACUGCACUCUUUGGAUUACUGACAGCAGAGAGGAAGCCAGUUGCUCUUAAGGAGAUCUUGGUGUCUGUGCAUGUGAAGGGUAUCAUUGCAGAUGUUACUGCAACACUCCUGUACAAGAAUGAGUUACAAGACCCGGUGGAAGCUGUGUUUAUCUUCCCAAUGGAUGAUGAUGCUGUUGUGUAUAAAUUUGAUGCAAUGAUUGAUGGGAAAACUAUCAUCGCAGAAAUUAAAGAGAAAAAUACUGCCUAUCAAGUCUAUGAUGAUGCCAUCAGCAGUGGACAACAGGCAUUUCUGCUCAAAGAAGAUGAAAUGAGUUCAGAUAUCUUCCAUUGUACUGUGGGUAAUCUGCCACCUGCACAAGAAGCAGCAGUCUGUAUCUCAUAUGUUAUUCAGCUCUUUCUAGAAGCAGACCAAGCUGCACGAUUUGUACUGCCAGCUGUUCUUAACCCACGCUACUGUCCAGCAGACUACCCAGGUCAGAAUGUUACUCAAAGCAUAUCUCGAGUGGCUCCAGACCACCUACCCUAUAUGCUACACCUGACCCUCCAAGUGGAGGGAGUGCAGGAAAUCCAGGCUAUUAAAUCUAAUUGUGCACUUACAGAUAUUGUCUACAGUGAUGACCUGAAGACCUCAGCACAGACAAGACUAAAGGAUGGACACAAGUUUGACAGAGAUGUUGAAAUUCUGAUUUAUUACCUGAACCCAUGCUUAACCUAUGGUCUGGUGGAGAAAGGAAAUGCAUCAUCCCCACAAGGAACCAUAAUGGCAGAUCCAAUUGUGACACUGUGUAUAUAUCCAGACAUUCAAGCUGACAGUACAGAUACUUACCAAGAGUUUAUUUUUGUUGUUGAUCGGUCUGGAAGCAUGUCAAACCUGAUUAGACGGACAUCUGAGAAAACCAAGAUUGAAACUGCAAAGGAAACACUAGUCUUGCUUCUUAAAAGUCUGAGAGAGGGAUGUUUCUUCAAUAUUUAUGGAUUUGGUGAUACAUUUGAGUCAUUAUUUCGAAAGAGUGUGGAAUACAAUCAGAAGUCAAUGAAUUCUGCCAUGAAAAAAAUAAAAUCAUUUGAUUCAGACCUUGGUGGAACAAAUAUCCUUGAGCCACUUCAACACAUUUUUUCAAAGUCCCUAAAAAAGGGUUACAGUCGCCAGGUCUUUCUUUUAACAGAUGGAGAGGUUGGCAACACUGAAACAAUUAUUGAAGAAGUAGAAAAGCAUGCCAGCACACAUCGGUUUUUCACACUUGGGAUUGGUGAAGGGGCCUCAACAUCCCUGAUAAAAGGGGUGGCAACAGCUUCUUAUGGUAAAUAUGACUUCAUCACAGGAAAGGACAGGAUGCAGGCAAAGGUGUUAAGGUGUCUGAAACUGGCCUUCCAGAGAAGUGCUACUAAUAUCUCCUUGCACUGGAAACUUCCUGGUGGAGUGGAAGCAGUGGUCUGUCUUAAGGCUCCAGAUGUUGUAUUCUAUCAAGAAAGGAUUGUCAUCUAUGCUCAGCUUAAGGGUCUGGUAAGGCACUGA